Scheffersomyces stipitis CBS 6054 is the source of this 1038-nucleotide messenger RNA. RefSeq lists its product as uncharacterized. The record is from RefSeq and is a predicted model, not a curated record. NCBI's taxonomy places the organism in Eukaryota, Fungi, Ascomycota, Pichiomycetes, Serinales, Debaryomycetaceae. The transcript has a single exon. The coding region runs from base 1 to 1038 and encodes 345 amino acids.
AUGCUGUAUAUCCGCCCUGCCACACAUGCCGGCUCGUGGUACUCAAACAAUCCUACCAAGUUGGGGUUGCAGUUAGAAGCCUACUUUCACAAGGCUGAAUCACAUAGCGGAGAAGACUCCAGACACAUAAUACCUGGUGCACGAAUCUUAAUAGGUCCCCAUGCUGGCUUUGCCUAUUCUGGUGAACGUUUGGCUGAAACUUUUACUGUAUGGGACACUUCUAAAGUAAAGAGAAUCUUCAUGUUGGGACCUUCUCAUCAUGUUUAUUUCAAGAAUUCGGUGAUGGUGUCGCAGUUUGAAUGGUACGAAACUCCGUUCGGUAAUAUUCCCGUAGACACCGAAACGAUCGAGAAGUUGCUCCACACCAAGCCGCAGUCACAUGGCCACUCUCUUACACAUGCAAAAGAUUCUGUGUUCAAGUACAUGAGUGAAGAGAUGGAUGAAGACGAACAUUCGUUUGAAAUGCACGCGCCUUUUAUCUACCAAAAGACCCACGAUUUGCCCCAGGGCAUUCCCAAGAUCAUUCCCAUACUUAUCAGUGGAAUGGAUGAGAAGUUGAACGAUGAGGUGGUGUCGGCUUUGUUGCCCUAUCUCGAAAAUGAAGAGAACCACUUCAUCAUCAGUCUGGACUUCUGCCACUGGGGCUCUCGUUUCGGAUACACCAAAUAUGUUCCUCAGAAGGUCGACUCCCUUCAGCUCCUCACCGAAAACUUAUCGAGCUUGGGCCAUUCAUUGAGAACCAAACCCAACGAAUUACCCAUAUAUAAGUCAAUAGAGGUGUUGGAUAAAGCUGCGAUGGAAAUUGCUUCACUGGGAAGCUAUUCUGACUGGAAAACCUACAUUUCUCAAACAGGAAACACUAUCUGUGGCCAGAAGCCCAUCGCAGUGGUGUUGAAGUUGAUUCAAAAGUAUAGAUUGGCUGCCGGUGAUACAGAUAAGGCAGCCAUCUUUAAGUGGAUAGGCUAUUCUCAGAGUAACCAAGCACGUAGGGCUUCGGAUUCGAGUGUCUCAUAUGCUUCUGGUUAUGUUACGAUUUGA